AUGCUCGCACCCCUCUUCUCCCGAAACCCCAGCCUCCUCUUCCUCCCCGCAGUCGUCCGCAUCGCCCGCGGAGCAAUGUCGGCCUCGCCGGCCGCCAAGGCGACCGUCUCCAUCGAGUACGCCAAGUCCGGCCGCUCCUCCUGCAAGGGCUGCAGCGCCACCAUCGCCAAGGGCGCGCUCCGCCUCGGCGCCUCCGCGCGCGACCCUCGGGGCUACGACAGCACCAAGUGGUACCACGUCGCCUGCUUCCCCGUCUCCUCGCACCCGCUUGGCCCCGUCGAGGAGGUCGAGGGGUUCGACUCCAUUAAGGAUGACGAUCGCGAGGAGCUGCGAGAGAUUGAGAAGAAUAAUAAGAGCGACCAGACUGCUGUCAGUCCAUUGGAAGUACCAAGUCCGAAGAAAGCAAAGGUUUCGCCUAAAGCAGAGGUGGCAGAAAAAGGAAGUGUGUCUGUUGAAUACGCCAAGUCCGCCCGUUCCACCUGCAAGGCCUGCAAUGCAAGCAUCGCCAAGGGCGCUCUUCGCAUUGGCGUCUCAGCCCAUGACCCCCGUGGCUUUGACAGCACCAAGUGGUACCAUGUCGCCUGCUUCCCCGCCUCCUCGCACCUGCUUGGCCCCGUCGAGGAGGUCCAGGGGUUCGACUCCAUUAAGGAUGACGAUCGCGAGGAGCUGCGAGAGCUCGAGAAGAAUAAUAAGAGAGACCAGACUGCAGUCAGUCCAUUGGAAGUACCAAGUCCGAAGAAAGCAAAGGUUUUGCCUAAAGCAGAGGUGGCAGAAAAAGGAAGUGUCUCUGUUGAAUACGCCAAGUCCGCCCGUUCCACGUGCAAGACCUGCAAUGCAAGCAUCACCAAGGGCGCUCUUCGCAUUGGCGUCUCAGCCCAUGACCCCCGUGGCUUCGACAGCACCAAGUGGUACCAUGUCGCCUGCUUUCCCACCUCGUCGCAUCCGCUAGGCCCUGUUGAGAAGCUCAAGGGGUUCGAAUCCAUUAAGGAUGACGAUCGUGAGGAGUUACGGGAGCUAGAGAAGAAUAAAAAGGGAGACCAGGCUGCAGUCGGUCCAGUGGAACUAUCAAGUCCGAACAAAGGAAAUUCCCAUAUAUCUUUACCUGAAGUGGAGAUGGCUGAAAAGUCGUCUCCAGGGAACAAAACAGUUGGUACAGCGAUACCCUUUUCGCCUUCUGAUAUCAAGAAAACAUACAAGGAUGCUACCCUUCCCACUCAUUGGAAGGCUUUUGAUACCGUUAUUUUCCGUGAGCAGGAUGAUGGCCUUCAUGCUUCAGCUAAGAUUGCUGCGUUUGAUUUCGACGGGUGCCUCGCCAAAACCUCAGUGAAGAUCAUUGGUGCAGACAAGUGGUCUUUACAGCAUAAAUCAAUUCCUGACAAGCUGCAAAGCCUGUACAAUGAUGGCUACAAGUUGGUCAUAUUCACCAAUGAGUCAAACAUUGAGCGCUGGAAGAAUAAGCGGCAGCAAGCUGUUGACUCAAAAGUUGGACGCCUUGACAACUUUAUUGAGUGUGUUAAAGUCCCUAUUCAGGUUUUCAUUGCGUGUGGUACUGGGAAAGGAAAAGGCACACCGGAUGAUCUGUUUCGCAAACCAAAUUCAGGAAUGUGGUGGUUGAUGGCAGAGCAUUUCAAUUCUGGAAUUGCCAUCGACAUGGACCAAUCUUUCUAUGUUGGUGAUGCUGCUGGGAGAGAGAAUGAUCAUAGUGACGCAGAUAUAGAAUUCGCUAAGGCCAUCGGUCUGAAGUUUCACGUUCCUGAAGAAUUCUUCGGUCCCUAG
Triticum turgidum subsp. durum (durum wheat) is the source of this 1776-nucleotide messenger RNA. The record is from the annotation of a GenBank genome assembly. Lineage: Eukaryota; Viridiplantae; Streptophyta; Magnoliopsida; Poales; Poaceae.